GACGUGAUGUUGUGUUAUGUGUGGGUUCUGCAAAACAAACGCGGAAAAUGUCUAAUCCCCCCCCCUCCCCUCUCUCUCUUUCCGCAAUCCCGAUUGACGCCUCCUCAUCGCACAGCUCUACAAAACCCGCGAACCCUCCUCGUUCCUCUCCACGCACACGUCCCGCCUCAAAUCCCUCGAGUUCGCCAACCACAUCCUCAUGCUCACCAACCUCUUCCUCAUCCUCGCCUACUUCGCCUGCCUGCACGCCGUCAAGAACGACAGGAGGUUCGAGUCCACGGGCGCGAUGAUCUUCGCAACCUGCUGGCUGGCGAUCGAGAAUGGGUUUGAGAAUGUGAGCGAGGUCGUGUUUGAGGGGACGAAGGCCGCGGGUCGAGAUGUGGUGGGGGACCCGGGCGUGGUGGGUGGGGGGGUGAGGUUUGUGCUGCCGGCGGGGAUGGAGACGGACAUGAGGGCGGUGCAGGGGGAUGGGAGCGCUGACGAGGGGGGUGACGAUGGCGACGCGGGUGGGAGGAGGGGCAGCACCGGGACGACGUUGGUGACGGGAGGUGUGAAGGCUUCGGCUUCCGUGACGUCGCCGUCGCCGUCAUUCUCGGAUAGGUUCGAACUGGCGGAUAUGCCGCACCGCCGCAUGUCUGGGGUGAAUCACAAUCAGACGAAUACCAAGAACGGUACGACACCCACAUAUGCGCCACCACGACGGCCGUCAACUAGCCCGUUGACUACGAUGUCGGGCCCCGAACAAUCCCCAAAGGUGCCAGCGUCGUCGCGGCGGUCGCGGAGGCCGGGCGCGGGGUUAGAUGGGGUGGACGGACGAGGGGAUGAUGGCGAAUCUGGCCUAUGAUCUCAGUUCCUUUUGAGGGCCGCAUGUGCGCAUAGAGCGGCUCUUUUGCAGGGUGAUGUCCCUACUAUGUACAUAUACCUACACGU
This is a messenger RNA of Fimicolochytrium jonesii, 930 nucleotides long. RefSeq lists its product as uncharacterized. The coding region runs from base 200 to 844 and encodes 214 amino acids. The transcript has a single exon. NCBI's taxonomy places the organism in Eukaryota, Fungi, Chytridiomycota, Chytridiomycetes, Spizellomycetales, Powellomycetaceae. The record is from RefSeq and is a predicted model, not a curated record.